Molecule: messenger RNA, 6254 nt
Organism: Notechis scutatus (mainland tiger snake)
Lineage: Eukaryota; Metazoa; Chordata; Lepidosauria; Squamata; Elapidae
Source: RefSeq, a predicted model, not a curated record
AACCCAACGCGGAGCUCUUAAACGUCUUUCCCCCCCGAUUUCCGAUACGCGCUCGUCAUUUCCGACAAAGAGGGGUGGCGUCGUGAAACCUUCCCGUCCAGUUUUCCUUGCCCAGUUCUUGUCUUAGAGCCGCUGUUCCCGCGCACUCUCUCGGCCGCUGGUGCAGACGACGGACUUAGCGCGGGGCGGAGGGACGCUGCCAUUCCUCCCGGCUUUUUGUCUUUUGGCCUCUGGUGACGUGGACUCCGGGUUCGGUUUUGCUCGGCUGAACAAAGUCCGGCCAGGGCGGCGUUUGCGGUCGAGGCCUGGGCCGCUCCAGGAAAAGCCGACGCAAUGAAAGUUGACGCAAAAAGGGUGUGGAACCACAUGGAAAAAAAUAAAGUAGAUGAUAUAUUUGAGUGUAUCCACAAGGCACUAUUGUCUUUGCAGCAGAAGAUCAAAGAUGGAACUGCAACAAGUGAAGAAUGCGAUCAAGCUUUGGCACUUGUGAAUCAGCUGGGAAUGGCUGACCUCUUACCUCUGGUGCAUGAAAAUAAGCCUAUAUGCAAUCUGGAUUUACAUCUGUCUACUCCAGGGAAAAUUACAGAAGAUGCUGGCGAUGAUUGUUCUCUACUGGAAAAUAAUGAGGGAAUGGAUUUAAGGAUUGAAGGAGAAUCUGCAGAGACACCUUCCAAGUUCUACCAGGAUCAUGUCUGUUCUAAGAAAUGUCUUUCCAAAAGGCCAUGGGAUUCCUACAAAGGGGAAAAUCCUUUGAAGUUGCCGCUGCUGUGUCACUUCCAGAGAUGGCAUGCCAGAGCAGAUUCUGGCUCAAAAUCAUACGAUGUGAUAUACAAAGCUCCGUGCGGAAAGAGCCUGAGGAAUUUUAAAGAUGUGCAGAAUUACUUAUUUCAAACAGGAUGCAGCUUUUUAUUUUUAGAUCACUUUUCCUUCAAUACCUAUGUGCAGUUAUUCAGAAGCAGUUCUAGUCCCCAGGCGUUUAUCACUGAUCCAGAUAUCAGCCAAGGGGCAGAGACUGUACCAGUGUCCUUCUGUAAUGAUAUCAACCACGAUUGGCUGCCUUGCUUUAAAUACCAGAAGACUUCUUGGCCCCGUGGAUACUUCUUGAACAACUUUUCCAGCAGUUUUCUUGACUCCUGCGGCUGUACCGAUGGCUGCAUUGACAGGACAAAAUGCAGGUGCCUGCUUCUUACUAAAAGAGCCUUCUUGAAAACUAUGUCUCCAAAAAAUGGAUCAUCUCACGGUUAUACUUAUAAAAGGCUGGAGGAACCUAUUUCCAGUGGAGUUUAUGAAUGCAGCUUGCUCUGCAGCUGUGACAAGAACAUGUGCCAGAACAGAUUGGUACAGCACGGCCUUCAAGUUCGCUUACAAGUCUUCAGCACUGAAAAGAAAGGCUGGGGAGUUCGUUGCCUUGAUGACAUUGACAAAGGAACAUUUGUUUGUACAUAUGCAGGGAAAUUGAGGUCCAGAGAUGAACAUUACCAGGGUGAAGAUAGUGGUGAAAUUGAAGAAGAAGUUACCAAGAAAACCAACCAGAGUUUGUUUUCAAGAAAGAGAAAACUGGGUGCAGUCUGUUCUGAUUCAGAGAAUGAACUUACUCAGAACACUGGAAGACAAUCUUUACAUCUGAAUGCUGAAGGUCAACCAAAUCGGGUUCAGAACUACACUUCAUACAAGAAUGUACAAGCUAUUGCAAGACCUAAAACUAAAACAUCCCUUCUUCAAAAACACCGGCGAGAACUAGUAAAUAUUCUGCAUUUGUUUUUUGGCUUUUCACUUUAUUUUAAUCUAUACUUCAGCUAUUUCAAAUCUGUUCUGUUUCUGCAUUUGGUAGCCAAUAUCUUAUUCUUUGCUUUGUGUAUCAGAGUUUAUGAAUGCAGCUUGCUCUGCAGCUGUGACAAGAACAUGUGCCAGAACAGAUUGGUACAGCACGGCCUUCAAGUUCGCUUACAAGUCUUCAGCACUGAAAAGAAAGGCUGGGGAGUUCGUUGCCUUGAUGACAUUGACAAAGGAACAUUUGUUUGUACAUAUGCAGGGAAAUUGAUGUCCAGAGAUGAACAUUACCAGGGUGAAGAUAGUGGUGAAAUUGAAGAAGUUACCAAGAAAACCAACCAGAGUUUGUUUUCAAGAAAGAGAAAACUGGGUGCAGUCUGUUCUGAUUCAGAGAAUGAACUUACUCAGAACACUGGAAGACAACAAUCUUUACAUCUGAAUGCUGAAGGUCAACCAAAUCGCAGGGUUCAGAACUACACUUCAUACAAGAAUGUACAAGCUAUUGCAAGACCUAAAACUAAAACAUCCCUUCUUCAAAAACACCGGCGAGAACUAGGAAUUACUGAUGCCAGCUCUGAUGAAGAUGAGAUUUCUUUGUGUCAGGUGUCAGGAACAACAAGAAUAACUCCAGCAACAAAAAAAGGAGAUGAACAAUCAAGCCUGCAAGGAAAAUGUGAAAAAUUGGCAAACGCUAGAAAUUCUGAAGCUAACCCUGACUGCCAUAAAGAGAAUCUCCUUUCCGAUGCUGUUUUGAAAAGUAAACUGCCUAUGCAAGAUGACAAAGAAGUGAAAAAACAACAUAAGGGAAAAACUCAGAGAACCAGACAGGAACUUGCUUGUAUGAAGGAGGCAGCAGAAAUUGAGACAUGCCCAAAGAAUGAAGAAAAUACUUGUUUGGUGGAUGCCACAAGGGAAGGCAAUGUAGGCAGGUUUCUUAAUCACAGCUGCUCUCCUAAUCUCUUUGUACAAAGUGUAUUUGUAGAGACUCACGAUAGAAACUUCCCCUGGGUGGCAUUCUUCACAAAGAGACAUGUAAAAGCUGGAACUGAACUUACAUGGGAUUAUGGUUAUGAAGCUGGAAGUAUGCCUGAGGCGGAGACUACCUGUCAGUGUGGGAGUCUGAAGUGCCGGAAAAAAAUCUUGUAGAGUUUUUGUAUGUAUUAAUCUAGAACUUGACAAAAUGGGCAGCACACAAAUAAUCUACUUUUUAAAAAAAAAAUUGAUAGGCACAGCCUUUUUGGAUCAAGGCAUCUGUGUACUAUCUGCAUUAAGUAUUAAUGGAAGCAUCUCAUUCCAGUCUAGGGCAGAUUUCCGUCACUGCUUUGGGUUUUGAACAGCUUCCUUGGAUUUCAAUUUUUAGUGAUUUGAGAUAGUUGCAUAGUUAUUUUUUUGGAUCUCAACUUUACCAACCAAAAAGGAAUUGGUAAACCAGAUACACUAGUUCUUCAAGGUCAGGUCUAAGAUCUGCUGCAGAGAAUUUCCAGUAUACUAUACAUAAUACUGAGUCAAAUGUAUGAAGUACUGACUCACAUGGACUAACAUACUAAUAUAGUAAUAGGCAGCUAGUUUCCUAUAGUUGUAUUUGUAAAGAUGGAAUUUUUUUAGCAACCUAUUGGCUAUUGCGUGAAAAGAUGGUAGUAAUAAAAAUAUCUAGUAGAAUAACAAGAUUGACAGGUAUGUAAUAGCAGCACACACAUGUGAAUUAUAAUCGUAUCGUACAAUACAGCUUUCCCCCUUCCACCCAAAUUCCUGUGGACCCUCAUAAGCAAGAAGACCAGUUGGCUUGGAGAGGCACACUGAAAAUUGAGGAAAGGUUAGGACCAAGAACUGGUACUAAAAGACAAUAUCUGAAAUGUACUCAUUGUAUUUAAUUAACUAUAUGUAUAUUAUUUUAAGAUGAUGUAUUAGUCUAUAUUCAGUCAUUUUCAUGUAUAUUAAAGCUUACCAUUCAGUACCAAUUUUUGCAAGAGUCCUAACAGCUUUCACUUUCUUAGUUGUAGGACAUAUUUAUCGUAAGUCAAUUCUUGUGUACACAAUUUGUGUGCUGUAACCUAUUUAAUGACUUGAUUACUGUGAUAGGGUAUUGAUUCAGCAAUUCCUUUCAUUCUUACUUUACACUUUACUUGUAUGCCAAAGUCCCAAAAGCUCUGCCCAGCUAAGAAAGAAACAAAUCUCUUAAUUAUAUCAGAAGCGUAUUCCAAUGGGUUUUUGAUAGUAUAUAGCCUGUGUAAGAAUGGUUUUAAUUCCUCUACUUCUCUUCACCUUCAGACUUCUAGAUGUGCCAAUAAAACAAUUGGCAUUUGUUCAUCAAACUUCAAAAAUGUUGCAACCUCAGCUAAGAUAACACAUUGGAUUAAUAUCUCCACUGAUCAAGUCAUGAUAUAAUCUUUAAUUUGCUAUUAAGAAGAUAGAAAAUUGUCCAAUGCUUUGUCAUCUGCAUUUGCUGCCUUGAAUAAUAUGUAAAAAUAAUCAAAGAUAGGAAAUAAAUAAUUUAAAAAGUCCAUCUCACAAUGAACCUUAAAUGCCUGUAAUUUCCAUAUGUCUCCCUACAUGGAGAUAUAGGCGGUCUUCAACUUACCAACUACAAUUGAGCCUGGAAUCUUGAUCAUUGUUAAGUGAGAUAUCACAUGAUUGCUUCACUCAACAAUUGCAAUCUUGGCACUUGUGGUUGUGGUCAUUAAGUGGACAGAGUCCCAGGUAAGGAGUGCAGGGUGCCUUGGUGUUGGGGGAAGACCCUGGAAGGUUCCACUCAGGAGCUGAAACCUGCCCCUUCUAAAAUCCAUGCAUGAUUUUCAGCCCUUGAGGGAGAGACACUAACACACAGCCCAUGCAGGACCUCUCUGACUUGUUUGAAGCACCCAUACUUUUUAUCACUUUGUCCCUCUGCUCCCUCGUCUCUAGGUGCUGGGCUGAAAGCACUGCUUGCCAAAGGAUAUCAUCUCUCCGUGCACGGAGAGGAAUGCAUUUGGUGGGCUGCAGAAUCAGUGCUCAGAUCUUCAGGACCUGAGUUCCAUUUCUCCACCCUGUCAAACGAGAUAAGCUCCCUUCUGUGCAUGGAAGGGAACUCCUGCGUGCUGCAGAAAUGAAGCUCAAAUUAUUGCGAUCUGAACUCCGUUUCUGCAUCCCCAUGGAAGAAAGUCAUCUCUCCUCUGGGAACUCCUUCCACGGGGUGCAGAAACAGCUCAAAUCAGGUUCUCAGCUCCAAUUCCCCACUCCUUAAGAGGAUGUCCUUUAUCCACGCACAGAAGGGAACUUGCGUGGGGAUGCAGAAACUAAGCUUAUCCAUUUCUCCAUCCCACCAAAAGAAUUCAGCAUCCCUUCACAGGCAGCUCAUUUGACCAGCCCCAGAGAUGAGAAGGAGUCUCCAGACAGCAGCUUUUCAACCUUCCCUGUCAAUUUCUCCACUGAUUUUCUGGGGAAGCCAGCAGAGAAGAUGAUGAUCACAUGAAAACACCAGUUGGCAACUGGUCACAAGUGAAAACAGGUUGCCAAGCACCCAGAUUAUGAUUAUGUGAACAGGGGGAGGGGGGAGUUUUACAAGAGCUGAAAGUGCCUUGCAGGCCACAAAGCACCCUCUGAGACUAUCAUAAGCAACCAGUUGCAAGUUGCAGUCUUACCUGUAUAGGAUGUUUAUGGCAAAGCAUAUGGAAGUCCCCUAGUUGAUUAUGGCAAUUAUUACUGAAUCAAUAGCAUAAAAUGUAUGGUAGAAUAAGAAAACUCAAUUUUUUUCCAUUAGCCAUAUUUUACCUCUAUUUUCUUUGAGUCCAUAUUUCCUGUAACUACUUUUGGAGAAACAAACAAACAGAUUAUUAAUUUCUUGAGUACUUUUUUAAAAAUAAUACUACGUAGAAAAUACAUUCCUAAGAGAGCAAGAUCCUAUAUAUCACUGGGUCAGCUGCUAGCAACAAAAUAGAUUUUAUGUUUAGGAGGUGAAAUGAGGAAAUUUGAACAUUUAGAGUGUAGCUGUUUUAUAUUUUUAUACUAAAAAAACAUUUAAAAAAUCUUGUCUAUGGUUUUGUUUCCAUUUGGUAAAAAAAAAAAAAAUAUCUGUUUUGAUUAUAUGUAAGAGAAAACCAAACUCUCAUGAAUUCAUCUAUUUUAGUUUUAACUACAAUUCUUAUUCUUGGCUUUUAACCAUUAGAAAAACCUUUGGAAUGCCGAAGCCAACUUUUCAUUAAGCUUACGUUGAUAAUAAUCUUAAUUAUUACAAUAAUGUGUACAAUUAUUUUUAUGAAUGAGUGUAAUGAACACAGAGUGGAGAGUAAGCAAAUAGAAUUAUAGGAAUCAUACUUGUAAUGCAUCAAUACUUCAACUAUAAACUAAUUAUAUGUGGUUUUCUGAAAAUCUGAUGCUCUUUUUGCUUUAACUUCAAAAGAGGGAAUAGAUAUAAACACUAGUGAUAUAAUAAGCAUAUAAAAUUUAGUCAAAGCGUCUAUGAAGCUGAUAGUAGACCAGAAUUCUCUGAAAGUUAGCAUGUUCCAGAU